UUUUUGCAGAUGAGAAGACUGGAACGAAUUGUCAAUAUACAGAGACAGUGGUGUCGGCUGGUAUCCUCAACUCCGGCAGCAAUCUCUACAAUAUCGAAAAAUGCAGUGAAAAAUGGAGUAAAAAAGAAAGAAGAGGAAAAAGAUUGGAAAUCGGAAUUAUUGAAAAUUCUCGAAGUUGAGCAUAAACAAAAGAAACGUGGCAUUUGGCGGCAACGAGUAAAACAAAUUGCAUUGGCAGAUAUUGUUAGAUUUACUUUAAGAGAUGAUUUACAAUCAUUGGUUAGGUUAACUGAGAAUCAGUUAAGAAGUCGGGCUACUCAGGAGAUUGUGCCAAUUUGCUUGCUGGUGCUCAACAAGAAAUUCGAGAAAAUCCUCCGAAAAACUGAUUCCAUUGAAUCCACGUCAUCUCUAAGCCUAUUCAUCGGAAUAUCAGAACUAUGGAAAUCAAUUAAAAGAAGUGAAAAUAAUACGACAAGCCUUGUUGCAAUACUAUUAUUAAGUAACAUUAGAAAAUGGAAAGAUCAACGGAAAUUCGAUGCGAAAAGUUGGAAAACAAUUGAGGAUUUAUUUGAUGAAAUGCAACGAAAAAUGGCUUUAUUGGCACAAAAUGUACGGAUUUCCGACCAACAAUUGGAGGUUUUUAUUGGAACGGAAGAUUUGAAGAGUAUCCAGAAGGAAGUUGAUCAAAUACGGAAAUUUUAUAUUCCAUUGGGAAGAAAUUUGUUGGAGAAAAUGCGGUAUUUAGAGGAUUUGGAGCUUGUUGCACCGCUUCAAGGCAAUUGUUCUAGUGAAGAAUAUCGAAUGAAUCCGUUUCAAGUUGAUGGAAUUGAGAAAUCGAAUUAUAAACGAUUAUUUGAAGAUCAUUUAAAUGUAGAGUCUUCUAUGUGGAUACACGUCAAAAAUACUGUUGGAGAAGCAGCUGAGAAUAAUAAUGCAGUUUCUGGAGAAGAUUUGAUUUCCGAGUGGGAUUGGAAACGACGGAUUCGCGAUGGAUUAAGGAAGAUUGAUCCGAAUGAUACACAUCCGAUUGUAUCAACAUGUCUGGAACUCCUUCCUCGUGAAAAACUCGUGGAAACUCUACAUUUCUCUGCAUUAUCCGCAUGCUCACAAGGACAAAAUCUAAUUGGAGCAUCUCAAUUUCAAUUUGAUGUACUUGAACCAAUACUUAAAGAAUUGGGAAAUGCAUUCAAAAAAGAAAUGGGUUACGAUGAGAAUGAGAUCUGGAAACGCGUAUUCGCCACGUAUAUCGAUUAUUUCUCGGAUUCGGAAAUUUCGCGUCAAAAUACACACAGAGAAUGGUGGAAUAAAUCGUGUAAAACGCAAGGAAUCACUUCAGAUUUUCAAUUUGAAAUGGGAAAUAUGGAUUCAGAGACACGAAAUGAAGUGUGCAAUGUUCUGAUUAAUGUCAUUUUUGAUAGUUGUCUAUUUCCGUACGAAUCGAAAGAUUCGAAAGUGACGUGGCAACGUGCCUUCUCAUACCGUUCAAUAUCAAUAGAAGAAGAAUCAAAAGUCUCGACAGACGGACGUCUAUCACUAUCAAGAAUGUUAUCGAUAAAUUCGAAAUUAAUGGGAUUAUUCGACAAAAAUCCAUUCAAUUUCAUCGUUUUCUCCACUUCAAACCUCCCAAUGAUCGUUCCACCACGUCCAUGGAUUGAUAGAGGUACGGGCGGUCCAUUGUAUACUACUUCACAGCACGAGAUUAUCCGGAAAAUGAUGGAAUUCCGGGCGGUACGGUUGAAUGAAGAGAUGAGAGCAAGAAUUACGAGUCAAGCACAAGCACGGCCGGUUUUUGAUGCACUUAAUCAACUGGGAUCGACGCCUUGGGUUAUUAAUGAACCAAUGCUGGAUGUGCUGAAAGAUGUAUUCGGUAGAUCUGGAAACUCGGAAUCUAGAGGUCUUUUGGAGAAGUUGGAGAUUCCUAUGAGACAUGAUACUUUUGAUAUUCCGGAUUUUGGCAGAGAAUUUGGAAUUGGAAUCAAAAAAGAGGAUGUAGAUGUUGAAAAGUUUCGAAGUUAUGCGAAAAAGAAGGCCGAGGCGAUUAAAAUGAGAAACGAGAGCAAUUCACUAUGGUGUUGGAUGCAAUAUCGUGUCGUCCUCGCCGAUCACUUCCGUGGCCAAACCCUCUUCUUCCCCCAUAACAUGGAUUUCCGUGGACGUGUCUACCCACUCUCCCCAUAUUUGUCACAUAUGGGUGACGAUGUGAAUCGAUGCAUUUUAAAGUUCGCGAAAAGUCAGAAACUCGGAGAAAAAGGAUUCGAUUGGUUGAAACUUCAUUGUAUUAAUCUAACAGGAACAAUGAAACGAUCAAGUGUAGCUGAUAGAAUGGUCGAAGCAGAACGUCUUAUUCCAUUAAUGUUGGAUUCCGCCCGCGACCCGCUUAAUGGUCAGAAAUGGUGGAUGUCAUCUGAUGAACCAUGGCAGACACUUGCCGCUUGUGUUGAGAUCGAAAAUGCUACUCGGUACGGUAGUGACGUGGCACUGUUUCCAAGUCAAUUGCCAAUUCAUCAGGAUGGAAGUUGUAAUGGAUUACAGCAUUAUGCGGCAUUGGGAAGAGAUAAUGAGGGUGGAGUACAGGUUAAUUUGACACAAUCCGAUACGCCGAAUGAUGUGUAUUCUGAUGUGGCACAGAGAGUCGAGCAAAAACGGCAACAAGACGAACAAUCGAACGGUGAGGAUUGUGACGUGGCACGUAAACUUCGAGAAGCUCUUCCACAAAAUGUACCGCGAAAAGUGAUCAAACAGACAGUAAUGACUACGGUAUACGGUGUAACAAUGUAUGGAGCAGUACUACAGAUUAAGAGACAAUUGAAGGCUAUGGAUAUACCUGGAGAAGAUGCGGCAAUAUUCGCCCGUUACCUCGCCCGAAAGACGUUUGCCAGUCUAAACGACGCGUUCACAAGUUCAAUGGCUCUAAAAGAUUGGUUCCGACUGAUUGCAAAAGGAUCAAGUGAUUUAAUGAAGACAGUUGAAUGGAUUACACCCCUUGGACUACCAGUUGUACAACCAUAUUGCAAACUUGUCGAACGAAAGGGAAAAUUGAUUCUGGCACCUGUUCCGAUGAAACAAGUCGACGCUUUUCCGCCGAAUUUUGUGCAUUCUCUGGAUUCUACACAUAUGAUGCUCACCUCGUUGAAUUGUGCACAGAGAGGAAUCACAUUUGCCGCAGUUCACGAUUGUUUCUGGACGCACGCCAAUUCGGUAGAUCAAAUGAAUGAAAUUUGCCGCCAACAAUUCGUUUCUCUGCAUUCUCAGCCAAUCGUUGAGCAAUGCUCGGAAUGGUUCAAAAAGACGUACUUGACACCGAAAAUGGCGAAAAUUCUGCCGGAAAAGGAUUUCCAGAAAUAUUCGGAAAUUUUCACGGCCAACAUUGAACACGGAGAUUUGGAUAUCGAGAAAGUCAAGGAUUCUGUUUAUUUUUUUAGUUAGAAGUGUUUUUUUUGUUGAUUUUUUACUUGUUACUUCAUAAAUUUUUGUUUUAAUGUGAUUGAAAAUUGAUUCAAAAGAGAGCGCUGGAAUCAGAAAAUGAAUACUUUCACAAAAUACUUUUUACUUAAAAAAGGACAUUUUUUUUAAGGGAUUUUAAG
Molecule: messenger RNA, 3584 nt
Organism: Caenorhabditis elegans
Lineage: Eukaryota; Metazoa; Nematoda; Chromadorea; Rhabditida; Rhabditidae
Gene: rpom-1
Product: DNA-directed RNA polymerase
Exons: 11
Coding region: 10-3426 (1138 amino acids)
Biological process (GO): DNA-templated transcription
Molecular function (GO): DNA-directed RNA polymerase activity; DNA binding; 5'-3' RNA polymerase activity
Source: RefSeq, marked reviewed